Molecule: messenger RNA, 1214 nt
Organism: Brassica napus (rape)
Lineage: Eukaryota; Viridiplantae; Streptophyta; Magnoliopsida; Brassicales; Brassicaceae
Product: probable plastid-lipid-associated protein 9, chloroplastic
Exons: 7
Coding region: 129-1037 (302 amino acids)
Source: RefSeq, a predicted model, not a curated record
CGAGGAGAAGACAAACAGUAAACAAAAGACGCUGCUUUGCUUUAGCUCUCUCGUCCUCUUCUUCUCUUCGUCGUUCCUCAGAUUCCUACUCAGCGUAACCCAAACCAAUCUUUGACCUUUCUUCUCCAAUGGCACUGCUACAACACUGUUCCGUCUCCGUCAUCUCUGCGGUUCGAUUGAGCUUCUCAUCCUCCGCAUCACCACCGUUGACGACAAGGGCUUCUCUCAAUUUUCACCAGGAGAAGAAGAGUUAUUCCCGGAGAAUGAUAUGCAGAGCUAUGGUACAAGAGGCGGCAGCUCAAGGGAUCCCUUCAGUUUACGCCAGAGAAAUGGAGCGUCUCUCCGCCAAAGAAUCGCUCAUUCUCGCCUUCAAUGAUGCUGGAGGCUUUGAGGCUUUCGUUACAGGGAAGAUCACUGAUCUACAAAAGAUUGAUGUGAAUGAGAGGAUAACUACACUAGAGCGGCUUAACCCUACUCCUAGACCAACCACGUCUCCUUAUCUUGAAGGCAGAUGGAGUUUUGAGUGGUUUGGAUCCAACAUUCCUGGUUCACUUGCUGCUCGUGUUAUUUUCGAGAGGUUUCCUUCGUCAUUUGUGAGUCUAUCAAGUAUGGACAUUGUCAUUAAAGAUGCUAGCACAAGGGCCACCGCCAACGUUAAGCUGUUAAACAUGAUCGAAAACAAAGUCAUCCUGACAUCGAAAUUGACAGUGGAAGGGCCUUUGAGGAUGAAGGAGGAGUAUCUAGAGGGAAUGCUAGAGUCGCCAACUGUUAUUGAAGAAGCAGUACCGGAACAGCUAAGAGGUUUGUUGGGUCAAGCUACCACGACGUUGCAGCAUCUUCCUGAACCUGUUAAGGACACUCUAGCCAAUGGUCUAAGAAUUCCACUUGGUGGAUCUUACCAGAGAUUCUUCAUGAUAUCUUAUCUAGACGACGAGAUUCUUAUUGUAAGAGAUACUUUGGGAGUGCCUGAAGUUCUAACGAGGGUUGAAACAUCGUCUUCAUCGAGCGUUAUAGAGAAUCUUGAAUACAACAGUUAAAAAGAACAGGUCCUUGUGUUCCUCUGUUUAUGUCUAUAAAUGUCAAACAAACUGAAUACAACUUACUAUAUAUCUCUCCGGACACAGAUAUCGUUUCAUUAUCCAUUAUUUAACACUUUGAUAAACGAAAUUAAAGGUUACAUAUGCAUUUAUAAUAAAUUUUAAUAUGUUUUCUUA